This is a messenger RNA of Aspergillus oryzae RIB40, 699 nucleotides long. RefSeq lists its product as uncharacterized. The coding region runs from base 1 to 699 and encodes 232 amino acids. NCBI's taxonomy places the organism in Eukaryota, Fungi, Ascomycota, Eurotiomycetes, Eurotiales, Aspergillaceae. The record is from RefSeq and is a predicted model, not a curated record. The transcript is spliced from 3 exons.
AUGGCGAAACGUUCGGAGUCGUGGAAGGCCUCCCAGCUUGAAAAGAAAAGAAAGGCUCGCCGUGAACUUCGUCAACAGCGGGGAUACGACGCAAGUGCCUAUCGACAGAAAGAUGCUGAAAGAACUAGGGGCAGAGCAUCAACAAAGACCAAAGAGAGUUAUAGAGAAAGGGUACGAAAGUAUGAGGAGUUUUUAAUCGAAGAGAAGAACAUGCCCGAAGGCUAUAAGAUUGGGGAAGGGUAUCCAGCUCCGACACUUCAGGAACUUAAAGAGUUUACCCGCUGGCUUAUUGAGUCAACCAAGGGCAGACUUGCUGAUGAUGGACGACCAACCAAGAACUCAAUAAAAGUACGGGCCCAAGAGUUCGUCCCAGGCUUCUUCCUUGAAACUGGAAACGAGAUUUCCUCUCAAGAUGCAACUGAGCUCUAUCAUUGGAUCGAGAAUGAGUUGGUUGAAGAGGGAGUACUCUCAGCGAUCAGGAAGCCAAAAUAUAAUUUCAAACUGAGAGACUUCGAGCGCGCUAUUAUUGCUUUCUGGGCCACUAAUGACCCAUUCUUUAUGUCUGGGAGGUACCGUGUCCAGUUUCAUUUCAUCACUCUUCAAUUUCUAUGCACAGGUUCUAGAGUGUCCUCCUUCACGCCUGCAUCAGUUGAUAAAGUUGGACGAGGGCUCCGUUAUAAGGUAAAGCUAAUGAAAUAG